AUGAUUACUCCGGUGAACCUGCAAGGCCACAACAGGGAAGAAUCAUCAGCCGUUCACCAGGAGGGGGUCACAGGAAAUCGCUCUAACGGUCAAGUCAGUGGUCCGUACGAGACAAUAGCUUCAGACUUGAAAGGUCGGGCGCGCGGAUUGGGUAAUCGUGCUCCUUGUUCUGUUAGAGCUAAAGAUUGGUUCAGUCAGUUACACCAUUGUGUCAUGGAUUUGAAUAUUCUGUCUUUCCUUAUUCUUUAUAAAGCUGCUCAGCCUUGUGUUACUCCUUCUGAUGUCGAAUUUAAGCUUCUCAAUGACGCUUAUGGAUUUUCCUCGACUGAUGAUGUAGAGGUUCCGACAGCUGACUCAAUGAUUCUCUCCCCUCCUGUCGACAAGGUUGGCAUCUACCUGAAGACUUUUGACGCUGGUUUGCGCCUUCCUCUCACUGACUUCCAAAACGAGCUUCUUCAGAAGAACGGUUGUGGUAUUCAAAUGCUUACCUCAAACGUUGUUAACAAGAUGGUGGCGUUCGAGAGUAUCUGGCGGGCCAAUGGUGUGCCUCCUACUUCCUUUGUGUAA
Messenger RNA from Lactuca saligna, 567 nucleotides. The record is from the annotation of a GenBank genome assembly. Lineage: Eukaryota; Viridiplantae; Streptophyta; Magnoliopsida; Asterales; Asteraceae.